Molecule: messenger RNA, 3561 nt
Organism: Porites lobata
Lineage: Eukaryota; Metazoa; Cnidaria; Anthozoa; Scleractinia; Poritidae
Source: the annotation of a GenBank genome assembly
AUGACCAUGUUAACUGGAGCAUUUUGUCUGUUUCCCGUUGCCGCUGUCGCCGUUUUGUGUUCAAUGAUGACAAUCUCUUGUUCUAAACCAACUGGAAUUCGCUUGGAUAGUUUCUCCGAAGGCCACAUCAAAGGCUGCUACAUCUUUAAUCAGACCCUUGGUGUUUGCUUUGAGGUUGAAAAGAACUCAAUAAAAAUAGCGAAAACAAGCGGAGAAGUGAUCGUCCAUUAUAGGAAACUAGGUCAGUAUAUGUUCUUCUACCAGAUUUUGGAUCAAGGAUUCAUCGGGUAAGUAUGGUAAUCUCGGUUUAAUCUAUUACUCUAAGACCUCGUUUACACAGGUCCAGACAAAUUUUUGAACGGGCAAAAACUUGCCCGUCGGAUAGAUCCACCUUUCGUUUACACGGGACCCGCGGAACCGAGCGAGUUUUUGAACAACAAACAGUACUGUGACUCAGUAACGGCAAAAUUUAUAAACGGGUUGCACGGGUAAAAAAUUCGUCCAUUCAAAAAUUUGUCCGGAACCGAACGGGGUCUGAGUUAAACUGUAUUUAACGUUGACUAAUAUAUAUAUCAAGAGAAAACCUGUUCAACAAUAAAAAUACAUGCAAUCAACAACCAAAGAAAGUUUUGACCUUGGAUUAACUUUAAUCGUACUCCGCAUUCUGAUCAAUUAUUUCAUUUGUACUAUUUUUACUGUUCUUAUAAUCUAAAUCAUAACUAUAACAAAAUUCUCUAAUCUAAUUGGCUAUUAGCAGUCCUGAUUUCAACAUUUCUGGAUACCAACAUUGUAAUACUGAGGACAGUACAAGUCAUGUUUAUAAGACUAUAGGUAAAUGGACAGUAGGCGCCAUCGCGCGUGCUCAUGUCCGGAAAAAAACUCUCGGGAGAACUUGUCUUUUAUUUUCAAAAAGCUUAAAUUAUCACAAUUUUUGUUAUAGUUAUGAUUAAUAAUUGGUAACAAUGCUUCGUGUCGUCCAAUUCGGGUCUGUAAAUUCAGCCCGUGAUUAAAACAAAUCGGACUUCCGCUACGCGAUCGUCUGAUUGUGUUAAUCACUCGAAUGAUAACAAACUCCCAUUACCUCUCCCCUCCACAGAGGACUCUUUGUGUUGUGGGGAGGCGAGGCUGGAGAGAAAGAAAAAGAGAGCGCGGGGGGAAAAUGGGCAUCGUCCCCCGUGUGCGUUUUCAUUUUUUUUUUAUUUUUUCGAUUAUUGCUAUUUUUAUAGGGAUCACCUAGCAGGAGCCUCCGCGAGCGAGAGAGGUCCUAUUACCAUUAUUUAUCCAUAAACUUGUGAUAAAUAGAUACUUCCUGCUGUCCUGAAUUCGGUCUGAGACAUAUGCCUCGUAUUUGAUUUGUUUCUACACGCUUUAUUAACAUGCAUGUUUACAGCUUUAAAAUAUUCCGCAAAGUUUAAGUUUCAACGUACCCAAACUUUUUCUCUGUGGAUUUCCAGGAAAUCGAUUGCAUUUUUGUUUUCAGAAACAUUUCUUGGGUUGUUUUGUCGUGUUUUCCACUGAAUUCAUGCAGUAGAUAUAUAUUUUUGCACAUUGUUGAUCAGAUGAUUUGGUUGUUGGGUUUGUGACUCCUUCAGACGUUUACUAUAAACGUUCUUGAUGAAUAUGAUUCUGUAUAGUUGGGAUUUUUGUCCUUGUUUUAAUCGAUUUACUGAAAAGUUGAUUCAGGGUCAUCUUUCUUGAAGACGCCUAAAAUAAUGUGAGGAAGUUUUAAAUACUUUAUGGUUUUUACAUUGCUCCUCUUGUGUUAUUUUGACUGGACAAUUCCCCGGCUUCGCAGCGAAAUUUAUAGGAAAGAAAAAAAUGUUUUUGCCAAACAAAUAACUCGUAAUUUUAUGCUACUUAGCCUUGCACAAGCGUUAAUUCGAGCCAGGUGGAUGGGCCUGCUGAUCACCAUACAUUAUUCUAACUUGAUUUGGAUUGUUGGCUAAAAACUGUAAAAUCAUGAUGUGCGACAGCGAUAGCUUUAUAUUAGAAAUAGAAUAUUUGUAUCCUAAAAGUUUGUGAGCUUCCUGAGGAAUAAAAGUGUUUAAAGGAUCGAGAGCCGCCCUCCGGAAAAGUUCUAGCCUGGGUUGUGUAGCAGGUACUUGAAAGUGAUAUGGGCGUCCGGUUCCGUCUUUCUUGCGUCUGUAUUGACUUCACACACCCGCUUGCUUCAGAGGUACAGAGGAGAGAACGGUUCUCAGCAUUACAGCUAUGUAACUUAGAAAUUUAGAUCGAUGAAAAUCAGGGCGCUUGCUGCAAAUGUGGCCUAUCUUUCACUUCCGUUCUUGCUUUUUGUUUUGUAAAUUUUAAGACCUGAUUCGCCGAAGAAGGGUUUCUGACCAAAGCCUUUAAACAAGUACAAAUCUUUAAAGUGAGCGGUUACAUAUUGGCAUCAAAUGGGAUUUUCCUUCAAUUGUUAGUUUACUACAUUCUCGUAACCUGUUAGAUAUCAAUCGCUUUUAGAACGUUUAUGAAACCGAAAUGCCGGAAUAUAUAUUUUUGUUCGAUUCUUUGAAAGUUAUUCAUCAAAGUGUGAAUCUUUCAAAGCAAAAGCUUGCCGUGUACUAAGUUUUAUCAGGAGCGCUAAUCAGCGGACACUUUAUCUUUAUUUCUUCGACUCCUUGUUAGCAGUUUUGAAUUCUACUUCUAAGAGAAAGUCAUUUGCCAUGGCCUCCCUUCUUGGUGUUCGUGGGGUGAAAAGGAAUGUCGAGAGAUUAGGUUGAUGUAAGUGAAAGGGAACUCUAUAAAUAUGGCUUACAAAACUUGUAUGUUGCCGGUGAGUGACAGCUACUUUUACUCGUGUUUUAGUUUUGGGCACCUGGUGGAAUCAGGGUCUAGCUAUCAACCACAACUACAUACUUUCACAGUCAUCUGACUUUUCACUGAAAUCGCUUGCUUAUUCCCUUUUUCAGGCAUGGGCCGAAGAUGAUUUACGUUCCUGGCGCUGUUCCCAGCAUGUCACAGGAGCUCCGAAGGUAUAUGGCUUUGAAGCGCACCACUGAGGAAACGCUUUCAGAACUCGAGGUUUUAAAAAUCCAUUACCAAGAGGCCGUGAGCGAGCUACAUUACUUGCCUGAAAUCCAGCUUCUAGAGCUUAUGUCUAAAGCCUUGCGUGACAACUCUAGUCAACCGGAGAUCCUGGAACCAUUUCAUUCUCUGUGUUUCAGCCUAUUCAAGGCGGCUAACAUAGAGAUCCCCAGUGAGUUAAGGGUUGCGAAUGACCCCAAGGAAGAAACCGAUGAGCCACAUCAUAACAGACAGAAGCGAUCCUGUCGCAGCUUGGAGAAUGACCCAAAUAAUGAUAAGUGGUUAGGAAUGUGUGGCAGAGCAAGCAGCUGUUGGAGCUGGGUGUGCAAUGAUUGCUGUUUCCACACUGGAUGCUGCCAGCAUGAUUUAUGCUGUAGACAUAAUUUCUGGAGUUCGUAUUGUCUCGCGCCAAUUUUCUACGGAUUCAGUUGCGAUGAUUUUGGGGGACACCCUGACUGUCUAGCUGGAUUAGAAAUAGGUGAAACCGACGAAAAGAAAGAGCUCAUAGCUAAUUGCACAGCCAGGGCCUUUUGA